CUUUAACCACAUUACUGGAAGCCGUAGAUGUCCCCGCGUCCCUGUCGCCAGCCAUUUGGAUUACUGCAUCCACCGCUAACACACUGAUCAAUUUGGAGCGCGAUAAGAAAUAUGUUUAUAAAUUUGACAAGGUUUUACUUAUGAUUAAACAUAAUGAGGAGAUAUACAUAGAACUAGGAACGCAAAAGAUUAAGCAAAUAAUUCAGUGGUUUAUAACAAAAUAGAUACCAGAUUAGGAAAUAUAUAAUCUAUCGGCAAUUAUAGAGUCAGUCCGAAAUGGUGACACAGCUGCAAUGUUCACAAAAUUUGAUAACAGCACUAUUUGUCUGAGGUCGUACAUGUAUACUGUUAGGUAAAGGAUUUCUACUGUAGUUUGCCAUAGUCGAUACACGCGGAUGCUCGCGUUUCUCACGUUAACGUUACUCGGUGGCGUGUUGACGGUUCCGCCAACUGAAAACGUUCUGCUGACGAGAGUGGUGAACGCUGUAAAACAUACGCUGGACUUUUUCGCGGAAGACUACAGCGCCAUAAAUGUGGAUGGACUAUUUGGACUAAGAUUGGGCCAGGGUCAGUUAAAGAGUGCGGUGCGUGAGUGUGAGCGACGCGCGUGCGACAGCCGCCUCCUGGCGCGCCUCCGGGAGCUUGAGGCGCUCCUCAACACCGCUGCGGACGCGGCUCUCCCCUACCUCAAGGAUGAGGAUCCGCAAUACUAUAACAGGUUCCACGCUACAAUAGACCAGCCGUAUGUACUUCCAUACGAGCCCCGGACGUUCUCGAAGGUGGGCGACGGGCAAGAAAACAGCCUGUCUUACGACGAGGAGCGCGGGGACGCCUGCUAUGCGCGGCUCAUGGGCACCUACGAGGAGGGCGGCAGGACGCUGGCGAAGUGUAACACGACGUCUGACUGCUGGGACUAUAUGACACGGGAGGGGACGGGCGGCUACUUCCUCACCCACCAGCUGCUAUUCUUCAUCUUCAUAGAACACAUGGAAUGUCGGGAAGCGGUGGAGGGUUCUGAUCGUAGCGGACAGGUGCGCGCCGCUCAACAGACUAUGUGCGCGCGUAUCUUCCACGAGUCCCGCCAGCUCGCAGCGCCAGGUGACGUCAACUCUUUCCGCAAGGACCUCUUUCUCGAGCAAACGGUGUUAUGCGGGCCGCUGGGAUUCGAGGACUUUUACCGGCCGGACUGGAUUCAGAUGGUGCUUGGCUGGCCGGACAAGCGACUCGGCUGUUUCCGGAGGCCUUCGUUCUCCUCCGCCCUUCAGGAUCUCCUCAAGACAACAAAACGCGCUCGAGCGCAGAUUUUCCCAGAAGAAGAUGACUACGAAACAGUGGCUGAUGGUUCUAUGAGGAAAUUACUCAGAGAAAAGCAAAUGAAAGAAGGUUGUUUGUCGCAUACCUCCGGACUUGGUUUUGGUGUCCUGUGUUCUUACCUGAGGUUCAUGGUCAGGGACUUGUAUGCUACGGUGCAAUAAAGAUUGAAAUCCAA
Mya arenaria is the source of this 1489-nucleotide messenger RNA. RefSeq names its product UPF0764 protein C16orf89 homolog. NCBI's taxonomy places the organism in Eukaryota, Metazoa, Mollusca, Bivalvia, Myida, Myidae. The coding region runs from base 396 to 1475 and encodes 359 amino acids. The record is from RefSeq and is a predicted model, not a curated record. Gene Ontology annotation, cellular component: membrane; cytosol. The transcript is spliced from 8 exons.